CAGCCCAAGGCGGCAGCGGCGCAGAUAUCCUCGGUCCGGUCGAUGUAAGCAAAGCAUGAACUCGCUUUGAAUUCUUUGAAUGGUUUGUCGAGCUCUUUUGGGCACUGCAAUUUUAAUUAUUACUGAAGCAUUCGCUGCGCAAAUCCAUUUUUUGGGUGGGGUGGUUUUUAUAUGUAGAAGCCCCAGUCGCCAGCAUUGAGGGCGCAGACACCGACAAAGCUCAGGGCGUCGUCGCCAGCUUUUCAGCCAUCGCCAGCCAAAACGCAGCAGAGUAUUGUUGGGCUCUUGUCACCCGGAUCGCAGUCCAAAAUUGGCCCUGGAAACAGUAUGCCAUUGAAGAUCGCACCCGCAUUCACUCCUCGGCAUCAGAAGCAGCAGCAGCAGGAUGCACAACGGACUGGUCAGACACUUCCCAAAAAGGUUGGCCAGGUCGCAACACAGCUCACGACUGCAUUCACAAAGGCAUCCUUGGACGACAGCCCAGCCGCCGCAAGCAGCAGCGACAGGAACAGUAUGGGCGUCGAGGACGACUUUGUCAUGACGCUGCCACAGGGCACCAGCCAGACGACAUUUAUGAAGCCGAUCGGACACUUUGCAAUUGACGAGAACCUUCGGAGGCUACUAGUCACGGAGCUACAUACAGAAAAUGAAGUGGUGGAAUCGGGUCUGCCAUUUCAAAUUCACAAAUACCACUCGCUGAGCCCGCUCGAGACAGUCGAUAUCUUUGAUGCCUCGGGGUCCAUCAAGGUGCAAGCAAUGAAGGCACAGUCCAUUGUUGACGGCCGCCACUACACUCUGCACCGCAUAACCAGCGCGCAUGCGGCAAACCAAGCAGCUCUCGGCGAAGUUGACAAAUGGAAACUGGUGCAGAAUCCAAGCAUCGCUCAAGUACAUGAGGCCUUUACCACUCGCGCGUUUGGCGACAGCUCGCUGAUUAUUGUGCGCGACUACAAGCCGCUAGCAUCAUCUUUGAAGGUCAAAGUUGUCGAUAGCCCCUUCCUCUGGAGCAUUGUCCUGCAGCUGACUUCGGCACUGAGGGCCGUGCAUUCCGCUGGUCUGGCCGUGCACACAUUGUCGGUGUCGACCGUCAUUCUCUCCCCAGCUAACAGGAUCUAUCUUAACACGUGCGGGCUGGCUGACGUGCUGUCGCUACGAGACAGAGUCAACAUUGACGCCUCCCAGCAGGGCGACCUGCACGCGAUUGGUCAGAUUCUUAACGUUAUCCUGGGCGUGAAUCCCGAAAACAUUGUCAGCAUAGCAGGGCAGGCGCCGGUGUUGAUUCCGGGCGUCAGCUUUUCAACUGACUUUAAAGAGCUGCUUAGCUAUCUCAACGGCCGCCUGACCCCGGUGAUUGCCAUCGACGACAUUCUGCGCCUGGCCGGAUCGCGGGUGUUUGCCGAGCUCGAUGCCGUGCGCCGUGAGGCCGACUUGCUUCACAGCAACAUCAGGCUGGAGAUGUCCAACGGGCGGCUGGCGCGGCUGAUGUGCAAAAUGAACUUUGUCACCGAGCGAGCGGACAACAGCAUGGACCCCGAGUGGUCAGAGACUGGCGACCGAUACCUCAUCAAGCUCUUCCGCGACUACGUGUUCCACCUGGUCAACGAAAACGGCAGGCCCGUGACAGACAUGGCUCACGUGAUUGGUAAUCUCAACAAGCUCGACGCAGGAUCGACCGAAAAGGUCAUGCUCAUGUCCCGCGAUGAAAAGUCGUGCUUGGUUGUCUCAUACGCCGAGAUCAAGCGCUGUGUCGAGGAAUCUUACAAGGAGCUCAUGACAUCGCCCAAAGUCUGGAAAUAGUUCAAACAAUAUAUAAGGAAUAUUUACUUUGCUUUGCUUUGCUUUGCUUCUCCGCAGCAGGCACGACCGUCCAUCCAUGCAAAUUGCAGUGCCAAAGUUUGCUUCGAUUCGAGCUGAAUCGAGCCGCAGCAAUCUUUCCUUCCCCGCAGCGUAGCGUAGAAAAUCGUUUUGGGCCUCCAUCACGCGUGCACGCUUUCUAUAAAUUGGCGCGCAAAUUUUUUUUUACAAAAGGCCCAAAAGGAAGCAGCUUAUAGUAGCUCUCUCGCUGUGGCUGCUACAACAAAAAA
Kickxella alabastrina is the source of this 2084-nucleotide messenger RNA. RefSeq lists its product as uncharacterized. The transcript is spliced from 3 exons. The coding region runs from base 328 to 1797 and encodes 489 amino acids. Gene Ontology annotation, cellular component: P-body; PAN complex. Gene Ontology annotation, molecular function: poly(A) binding. Lineage: Eukaryota; Fungi; Kickxellomycota; Kickxellomycetes; Kickxellales; Kickxellaceae. Gene Ontology annotation, biological process: mRNA processing; nuclear-transcribed mRNA poly(A) tail shortening. The record is from RefSeq and is a predicted model, not a curated record.